Messenger RNA from Nymphaea colorata (pocket water lily), 3452 nucleotides. Its product is annotated as vacuolar sorting protein 39. Gene Ontology annotation, biological process: endosomal vesicle fusion; autophagy; vesicle-mediated transport. Lineage: Eukaryota; Viridiplantae; Streptophyta; Magnoliopsida; Nymphaeales; Nymphaeaceae. Gene Ontology annotation, molecular function: protein binding. Gene Ontology annotation, cellular component: membrane; cytoplasm. The record is from RefSeq and is a predicted model, not a curated record.
UUGUGAAAUCCGAUGGAAAUAAGACCCCCGACCCUUUGUUGGCUACCGGCCUCGGCGUCUUUCCCAUUCUCCUUCCGACCUGCCGGAGAGAGAGAGAGUCAGAGAUGGUGCACAGCGCUUACGAUUCCUUCCAGAUCCUGAGAGACGUGCCCUCCCGGAUCGAGACCGUCGCAGCCUGGAACUCGAAGCUCUUUGCCUGUGCCGACGGGUCCCUCAGAGUGUACAGCCUUCCCUCCGAUCGCCUCGCAGUGGGAGGCACGACCCUUUCCAGGGACGAGCCACCCUCUUACGUGCUGGAGCGGACCUUCCCAGGCUUCUUCCGCAAAGGAACUUCCGUCUCCCUCCUUUCCUUAGGCUCCCGCAACCUCCUCCUCUCCCUGUCCGAUGCCGUCGCAUUCCACCGCCUUCCCAGCCUCGAGGCCGCUGUCUCCCUCAGUAAGACCAAAGGCGCAAGCUCUUACGACUGGGACGACCGCCGCGGCUUCCUCUGCGUCGGACGGCAGAGGAAGGUCAUCAUUUAUCGCCAUGAAGGAGGUAAGGACUUUACAGAGGUGAAAGAGUUCAAUGUUCCUGAUGUGAUAAAGUCAAUAAUAUGGUGUGGUGAAAAUAUUUGUUUGAGUAUCAGAAAAGAAUACAUGAUAAUGAACAGCACAACCGGAGCACUAUCUGAGGUGUUUCCCUGUGGGAGGAUUGCUGCUCCCUUAAUCACACCACUUCCAUCAGAGCAACUACUACUGGGAAAGGAUAAUAUUGGAGUUUUUGUCGACCAAAAUGGCAAGCUAUUGCAAGAGGGUCGUAUAUGUUGGUCAGAGCCACCAGGAUCUGUGACCAUCCAAGUGCCGUAUGCUAUAGGCCAUUUGCCAAGGCAUAUUGAGAUUCGUUCUCUCCGCGUGCCUUAUCAGUUGGUGCAAACUAUUGCCCUCAGAGAAAUCCGUCAUCUUUUAUCAGCUGAUGGUUUUGUAGUAGCAGCAUUAGACACUUCUGUUUAUGGGUUAUUACCCGUUCCUCUUGGUGCCCAGAUAGUGCAGUUAGCAGCAUCAGGGAACUUUGAGGAGGCACUGGCUUUAUGUAAACAACUUCCUCCUGAGGAUUCAACUAUGAUAGCUUCCAAGGAAAGGAGCAUUCAUCUCAGAUACGGACAUCACCUGUUUGAUAGUGGAAACUAUGAGGAAGCCAUGGACCAGUUUGCAGCCUCUAAAGUGGAUAUCAAUUCUGUUCUGUCUCUUUAUCCAUUUAUACUUCUUCCAAAAGCACCGGAUCUUCCUGAAUCUGGGGGGCUGGAGUCACAUUCCGAUGCUUCACUUCUUUCUAGGAUGCCAUCUGAUGUCUCAGAUGACAUGGAGGGAACAUCUCCUUCAAGGAUUCCAGAGACGCCAGUGGAAUCUACUGAUAUAGCAGCAUUGGAACAGAAGAAGAUGAGCCAUAAUGCCCUUGUAGCUCUUAUCAAGUUUUUGCAGAAAAAGAGAAACACUGUAAUUGAGAAGGCUACUUCAGAAGGAACAGAAGAAGCAGUUGCAGAUGCUGUGCAGGGUAGUAUUGCUUCAUCUGAUUACUAUCAGCCAACCCGUUUAAGAAAGAGCCAUGUUGAUGUCCAUGUAAGUUCAGGUGCUAGAGAAAUCGCAUCUAUUCUUGAUACUGCACUAAUUCAAGCUCUGUUGCUCACUGGGCAAUCAUCAAGUGCAUUAGAGCUAUUGAAAGGUCCCAACUAUUGUAAUGUAAAAAUCUGUGAGGGCUUCCUAAGGCAGCAUAAGUUUUACUUGGUUCUAAUUGAGUUAUUGAAAUGCAAUGACAUGCAUCGUGAGGCACUUAAUCUUCUCAGCCAAUUAGUAGAAGAAACAGACAGUGAUCAUGCUGAUCCCGUCCACAAGUUCACUCCAGAGAUGGUUCUUCAAUACCUUAAGCCUCUAUGUGGAUCUGAUCCUAUACUUGUUCUGGACUUUUCUAUGAGAGUUCUUGAAAGGCAUCCAUCAGAAACUAUUGAGCUUUUCCUGUCUGGGGGUGUUCCACCAGAUCUGGUUAAUUCUUACUUAAAACAACAUUCACCACAAAUGCAGGCAACUUACUUGGAACACAUGCUUUCUAUGAACGAGCAUGGGAUCACGGCCAACCUUCAGAAUGAAUUGGUGCAAUUCUAUCUUUCCCAAGUUCUUGAUUGCUAUGCUUCGCUUUCUGCUCAGAAAAAGUGGAAUGAGGAAGAGUAUUCCCCUACUAGGCGAAAGUUGAUCUCUGCAUUAGAGAACACAACUGGAUAUAACCCAGAGAAUUUGUUGAAGCGCCUUCCUUUGGAUGCUCUAUACGAGGAGCGUGCGUUACUGUUAGGCAGAAUGCAACAGCAUCAUCUUGCCCUCUCUCUCUAUGUACACAAGCUUCAUAGGCCUGAACUGGCAUUGGCUUACUGCGAUCGUGUAUAUGAGAAUGCAUUAUGUCAAACUGGGUCCACAGUGUUCAGUAACAUCUAUCUAAUUCUUCUGCAAAUAUAUCUCAACCCUGAGAAGUCAACAAAAGAGAGUGAACAACGAAUGCUGAAUUUGUCUUCAUCUCAAGUUCCAGGAAGCCAGAAAGUUGGUGCAAUUAUUAGAGGUAAAGGCGCGCGUGGGAUGAAAAAGAUUGCUGAAAUAGAAGGUGCAGAUGACUUGCGUUGGAAUGCAAGCAGUACUGACAGUGGUAAGAGUGAUGUGGAUGGAGAUGAAAUAAACAAGGAAGUUGGCUUUAUCAUGACUGAUGAGGCUAUAGAUCUGUUAAGCCGGAAAUGGAAUCGGAUAAAUGGUGCUCAAGCUCUUAGGCUUCUGCCAAAAUACACCAAGCUGCAGAAUUUGCUUCCAUUUCUUGAACCACUUUUGAGGAAAUCAAGUGAGGGGAGGCGCAACUACUCUGUGGUCAGCAGCUUGCGCCAAAGUGAAAACCUGCAGGUGAAGGAAGAACUGUAUAUGAAUAGAAAGCGAAUGGUGACAAUAAGCAGUGAAAGCAUGUGUUCACUAUGCAACAAACGGAUUGGCACUAGUGUUUUUGCAGUAUACCCGAAUGGCACCACACUUGUUCACUUUGUUUGCUUCAGAGAUUCUCAAAAUAUGAAGGCUCUACGUGGCUCACCUGUUGUCAGAGGUGCUUAGCCGGCACCGUGAAUUCCAGAGAAUGGUUUAGUUGUCCUAUUCAUUUUGUUCCCAGUGGCUUCAGCAGCCCAUGAUGUUCGUUCAGUCUCCUUCUGUUAAGGAAGAACAGUAUUGGCAACAGCUAAAUCUUAUGUGCUUACUCGAAUGCCAAAUACGUAUCUUCCAAUUCCAACCAGCGUUGGAGUCCUGUUUCAUUUUGCUCAAUCAAUGAUUUGUCUGUGUGUGUGUGACUCUGGGUAGCAUGUACAAUGUCAAGCCGUUGUAUUGUCCUUUUUAAUUGCAGUAAAGCAUGUGUUGUAUAAAACGUUUUGCCUUUGUAAUAAAUGAUAUUGCUUUGGUUUC